Molecule: messenger RNA, 4480 nt
Organism: Oryctolagus cuniculus (rabbit)
Lineage: Eukaryota; Metazoa; Chordata; Mammalia; Lagomorpha; Leporidae
Gene: DHX29
Product: DExH-box helicase 29
Biological process (GO): translational initiation
Cellular component (GO): intracellular anatomical structure
Molecular function (GO): RNA helicase activity; RNA binding; ATP binding
Source: RefSeq, a predicted model, not a curated record
CGGUCGCCGAGACCGGAGAAGCCCGGAUGGGGGAGGCUAGGUGGCGGAGCACGAGCAGUGGAAUGUGAAGAACUCUCCAGGGCUGUGCGGUGUCGCCUGAGGUCACUGGGCCGGGAGGAAUCUUCUGCCACUGCUACAGCAUGGGCGGCAAGAACAAGAAACACAAGGCACCCGGGGCCGCAGCAGUCCGGGCUGCCGUGUCCGCUUCCAGGGCCAAAUCCGCCGAGGCCGCAGCAGCCGGCGAGGCCCAGAGCAAGAAGCCGGUGGCCAGGCCACCUCCCGCCGCCGCUGCCGGCGCCAGGGAGCCCCGAGUCAAACAAGGUCCAAAAAUUUAUAGUUUUAAUUCUGCAAAUGACUCUGGUGGCCCUGCAAAUGUGGAUAAAUCUAUUUUGAAAGUGGUAAUUAAUAACAAACUAGAGCAAAGAAUUAUUGGAGUAAUCAACGAACAUAAAAAGCAAAAUAAUGACAAGGGAAUGAUUUCUGGAAGACUGACUGCCAAAAAAUUACAGGAUUUAUACAUGGCUUUACAAGCAUUUUCAUUUAAGACUAAAGACAUUGAAGAUGCAAUGACCAAUACACUUUUACAUGGAGGUGAUCUUCAUUCUGCCUUGGAUUGGCUCUGUUUAAAUCUUUCAGAUGAUGCACUUCCUGAAGGAUUCAGUCAGGAAUUUGAAGAGCAGCAAGCUAAAAGUAGGCCAAAAUUUCAGGCUCCUCAAAUACAAGCCACUAUUUCACCUCCAUUGCAACCUAAAAUCAAAAAACAGGAAGAAGACCCUAAGAUUAAGCCAAAAAAGGAAGACAAGAAUAUGGAAGUAAAUAUGAAGGAGUGGAUUUUGCAGUAUGCUGAACGACAAAAAGAAGAAGAAAAGAGUGAAAGUUCUAAAAGUUUAGAAGAGGAAGAAAAAUUUGACCCUAAUGAAAGGUACUUGCACCUUGCAGCGAAAUUUCUGGAUGCGAAGGAACAAGCAGCUGCCUUUAAACUAGAAAAAAACAAGCAAGGCCAAAAAGAGGCUCAAGAAAAGAUAAGGAAAUUUCAAAGAGAAAUGGAGACUUUAGAAGACCAUCCUGUAUUCAAUCCAGCAAUAAAGAUUUCAUAUCAACAAAAUGAAAGGAAAAAGCCUCCUGUAGCCACUGAAGGAGAAAGUUCUUUGAACUUUAAUUUAUUUGAAAAAUCUGCAGCUCCUACUGAAGAAGAAAAAGAUAAAAAGAAAGAACCUCAUGAUGUGAGAAACUUUGACUACACUGCUCGAAGCUGGACUGGAAAAUCUCCCAAACAAUUCCUGAUUGAUUGGGUCAGGAAGAAUCUUCCAAAGAGUCCAAAUCCUUCGUUUGAAAAAGUUCCAGUAGGUAGAUACUGGAAAUGUAGGGUCAGAGUAAUCAAGUCUGAAGAUGACGUCCUGGUAGUAUGUCCUGCAAUCCUAACCGAGGACGGCAUGCAAGCCCAGCACCUGGGAGCCACCUUGGCCCUGUAUCGUUUAGUGAAAGGGCAGUCUGUUCAUCAGUUACUUCCUCCCACUUACCGAGAUGUUUGGCUAGAAUGGAGUGAUGCAGAAAAGAAAAAAGAAGAAUUAAAUAAAAUGGAAACCAAUAAACCACGUGAUCUUUUUAUUGCCAAACUUCUGAACAAGCUGAAACAGCAGCAGCAGCUGCAGCAGCAGCAUUCUGAAAAUAAGAAGGAAAACUCUGAAGACCCUGAGGAAUCUUGGGAAAACUUAGUUUCUGAGGAGGAUUUUUCUGCCCUGUCCUUGGAAUCAGCAGUUGCAGAAGAUCUGGAACCUGUUAGAAACCUCUUUAGAAAGUUGCAAAGCUCACCUAAAUAUCAGAGACUUCUAAAGGAGAGACAACAGUUACCUGUGUUCAAACACCGGGAAUCAAUUGUCGAAACUCUUAAAAGGCACCGAGUAGUAGUUGUGGCAGGUGAAACAGGCAGUGGUAAAAGUACUCAAGUACCACAUUUUCUGUUGGAAGACUUGCUUCUGAAUGAGUGGGGAACAAGUAAAUGUAACAUCAUCUGUACCCAGCCCCGGAGAAUCUCAGCAGUGAGUCUGGCCACCAGAGUGUGUGAUGAAUUGGGCUGUGAAAAUGGACCUGGAGGAAGGAAUUCUUUGUGCGGAUAUCAAAUUCGGAUGGAGUCUCGAGCUAGUGAAUCUACCAGGUUACUCUAUUGUACAACAGGGGUUUUGCUAAGGAAACUUCAAGAGGAUGGUCUUCUAAGUAAUGUGUCUCAUGUUAUUGUAGAUGAAGUGCAUGAAAGAAGUGUCCAGUCAGACUUUCUGCUGGUUAUUUUGAAGGAGAUUUUACAGAAACGUUCUGAUCUACACUUGAUUCUAAUGAGUGCCACCGUGGACAGUGAAAAAUUUUCUACAUAUUUCACACACUGCCCAAUUCUGAGGAUUUCAGGGAGAAGUUACCCCGUUGAGGUUUUUCAUCUUGAAGAUAUAAUAGAAGAAACAGGCUUUGUACUGGAGAAAGACUCAGAAUAUUGUCAGAAAUUUCUGGAGGAAGAAGAAGAAAUAACCAUUAAUGUUACAAGCAAAGCAGGUGGAAUAAAAAAGUAUCAGGAAUACAUCCCAGUUCAGACUGGAACAACUGCUGAUUUAAAUCCACUUUACCAAAAGUACAGUAACCGUACUCAGCAUGCUAUUCUCUACAUGAAUCCUCAUAAAAUCAACCUGGAUCUCAUUUUGGAACUUCUCGUCUAUUUAGACAAAAGUCCACAGUUCAGAAAUAUUGAAGGAGCAGUAUUGAUUUUUUUACCAGGCCUUGCUCAUAUUCAACAGUUGUAUGAUCUCCUGUCAAAUGAUAGAAGAUUUUAUUCUGAACGAUAUAAAGUGAUAGCUCUGCAUUCUAUUCUCUCAACUCAAGAUCAAGCUGCAGCAUUCACUCUUCCUCCUCCAGGAGUCAGGAAGAUUGUUUUAGCAACCAAUAUUGCAGAGACGGGUAUCACUAUUCCAGAUGUCGUAUUUGUAAUUGAUACUGGAAGAACAAAAGAAAACAAGUACCAUGAGAGCAGUCAGAUGAGUUCUCUGGUGGAAACCUUUGUCAGCAAAGCUAGUGCCCUACAGCGCCAGGGGAGAGCUGGGAGAGUCCGAGAUGGCUUCUGUUUCCGAAUGUACACAAGAGAAAGAUUUGAAGGCUUUAUGGACUAUUCUGUUCCUGAAAUAUUGCGCGUACCCCUGGAGGAAUUAUGUCUGCAUAUUAUGAAAUGUAAUCUUGGGUCUCCUGAAGAUUUCCUCUCCAAAGCCUUAGAUCCUCCUCAACUUCAAGUAAUCAGCAAUGCGAUGAAUUUACUCCGAAAAAUUGGAGCUUGUGAACUAAAUGAGCCUAAACUAACUCCAUUGGGCCAACACCUUGCAGCUUUACCUGUGAAUGUCAAGAUUGGCAAGAUGCUUAUUUUUGGUGCCAUAUUUGGCUGCCUUGACCCAGUGGCAACCCUGGCUGCAGUUAUGACAGAGAAGUCUCCUUUUACCACACCAAUUGGUCGGAAAGAGGAAGCAGAUCUUGCAAAGUCUGCUUUGGCUAUAGCGGACUCAGAUCACCUGACGAUCUACAAUGCAUAUCUAGGAUGGAAGAAAGCACAGCAGGAAGGAGGCUAUCGUUCAGAGCUUGCAUACUGCCGGAGGAACUUUCUGAAUAGAACAGCACUGUUAACGCUAGAGGAUGUAAAGCAGGAGUUAAUGAAGUUGGUCAAGGCAGCAGGAUUUUCAUCUACCACUUCUAACAACUGGGAAGGAAACAGAGCCUCGCAGACUCUGUCUUUCCAAGAAAUUGCCCUUCUGAAAGCUGUAUUGGCUGCUGGACUUUAUGACAACGUAGGAAAGAUAAUCUAUACAAAGUCAGUCGAUGUUACAGAAAAGUUGGCUUGCAUUGUGGAGACAGCCCAAGGCAAAGCACAAGUACAUCCAUCUUCAGUGAAUCGAGAUCUGCAAACUUACGGGUGGCUCUUAUACCAGGAGAAGAUAAGGUAUGCCAGAGUGUAUCUGAGGGAAACAACCCUAAUAACUCCUUUUCCAGUUUUACUUUUUGGUGGUGAUAUAGAAGUUCAGCACCGGGAACGUCUUCUUUCUAUUGAUGGCUGGAUCUAUUUUCAGGCUCCAGUGAAGAUAGCUGUCAUUUUCAAACAGCUAAGAGUUCUCAUUGAUUCUGUUUUAAGAAAAAAGCUUGAAAAUCCAAAGAUGUCCCUUGAAAAUGACAAGAUUCUACAGAUCAUUACGGAAUUGAUAAAAACAGAGAAUAACUGAAACAAAUUCAUGGUGAACUGCUUUAAAAAUUAAGAUGAAGAUUUGCUCAAGAAAUUAUGUGAAAAUGGACCAUCCCAUUAAGUAUUUCAUUACUUAAAAUGGUGGUACUUGCCAUUAGCUUCAUAGUGGCAGGAGAAAAGCACAUACUUUCAACAUGUAAUUUUCUAGUUCCUUUUUAAUGCUGAUUAUUCUCAAUGUAUUUGCCACUACAUUUACAAUAAAUACUUUGGUACCACCCA